Molecule: messenger RNA, 2007 nt
Organism: Tetrapisispora phaffii CBS 4417
Lineage: Eukaryota; Fungi; Ascomycota; Saccharomycetes; Saccharomycetales; Saccharomycetaceae
Exons: 1
Coding region: 1-2007 (668 amino acids)
Biological process (GO): protein phosphorylation; intracellular signal transduction
Molecular function (GO): protein serine/threonine kinase activity; ATP binding
Source: RefSeq, a predicted model, not a curated record
AUGCCUAAUUUGUUGCCAAGGAACCCGUUCCAUAACCAUCAUAAAUCAAGUCCCAAUUCAAGUGCAAGCACAAAUGCAAGUCCAAACUCACAUCCAAAUGCUAAUGCAAACUCAAAUAUGAAUCCUAAUAAUGGUGAUCAUUCCCAAGGUCGUAUGAAAAAUAACAAAUCUUUUCUGCAUUUCAUUCAUAGGGGCCAAAGUAAUGAUUCUUUAAGGAGUGAUAUUUCUAUAGACUCAUCUGCUGGUAAUGUGAUGCAUUCACAACGUAAUAAUUCGCAGACGAAUUUAAAUAACUUGUCAUCGCCAGUCCACAAGCCAAAUACAAACAGCACUGGUAAUCACCAUCAGCAGCAGCAGCAUCACACAAGUCCACACCAUCACAAUGCAAGUCUUUAUGAUUCUGCAUCUCCUACUUCUCCAAAGGCAAGCCAUUCCAUGGCAGAACUAAAAAGAUUUUUCAGGCCUUCACUGCCAAAGAGGAAAUCAUCUAACUUGUCGGCAAAGGAUAACAAUAAUCCAUCAACUUCCACUAUUUCAAUGUCCCCUUACGGAAGGAAGCAUGAUCAUCAUUUAAGAGAGAAAAGCAGUGCACAUGAUAAUUCACAUACCCAAUCAGCUAUACCUCCUUCCUCAGAUUCCACUUUAUCACUUUCCAAUAAAUUGAAUAUUUAUCAUGAUGAUUCCAUCUUGGCACAAAAAUAUGGUAAAUUGGGGAAGUUAUUAGGGUCGGGUGCUGGUGGUUCUGUUAAGAUUUUAACCAGACCUUCAGAUGGCGCAACUUUUGCUGUUAAAGAAUUUAGACCAAGGAAGGCAAAUGAAUCAGUGAAAGAGUAUUCAAAGAAAUGUACUGCCGAAUUUUUGAUCGGUUCUACUUUAACUCAUCCCAAUGUCAUCGAAACUUUAGAUAUUUUUUCUGAUGCUAAACAGAAUAAAUAUUUUGAAGUUAUGGAAUACUGUCCUAUCGACUUCUUUGCGGUUGUAAUGACAGGUAAAAUGUCAAGAGGUGAAAUCAAUUGUUGUAUUAAACAGAUAUCCAAAGGUGUUCAAUACCUGCAUUCAAAGGGUUUGGCUCAUAGAGAUUUAAAAUUAGAUAACUGUGUCAUGACUUCAAAUGGUAUAAUUAAAUUAAUUGAUUUCGGUAGUGCUGUCGUGUUCAAAUAUCCAUUUGAAAAUAAAAUUACUUUGGCACACGGUAUUGUUGGUAGUGAUCCUUAUUUAGCACCGGAAGUUAUCACAUCUACUAAAUCCUAUGAUCCACAAUUUGUUGACGUUUGGUCAAUCGGUAUUAUUUUCUGUUGUUUGAUGUUGAAAAGAUUUCCAUGGAAAGCUCCUCGUCAAGACACUGAUGAAAAUUUUAAAUACUUCUGUAUGGAGGAUGAUAUGGAACAUGAUUAUGUUGCUUCAGCUAAACAUAAUGAACUGGUUAUCCGUGAGAGAAUAAAGAAGAAGCACGAGAAGGAAGAAAUUCUAAAGAAACAGAAAGAAAAGAGCGAUGCCAUUAGGGAAGGAAGAUUAGAGGAGUAUUUGAAAGAACAUGCAGAAGAAGUUCCAGAGGCUGAUGUGAAGACAGAAGAUGAACCAGUUCAAGAAAAAACUGAUGCUAUUACUGCAUCAGAAGAAAAAGGGUCUGCUCCAGUUGAAGCUAAUAAUGAUGACAAAGCGGAGGAAACAAAAAUCAACAAGGAAACACCCGAAACAAACAAAACUGAUGAACCAAAACAAGUUGCAGCACAUGUUAAUCAUAGUACUAGACAUCAUAAAGGUGUUAUACAUGGGCCAUAUCGUCUGUUACGUUUAUUACCACAUGCUUCAAGACCUAUUUUAUCUAAAAUGCUUCUGAUUGAUCCAGCGGAAAGAGCCACUAUGGAUGAUAUGUUUAAAGAUGAAUGGUUUCAAGGUAUUGCAUGUUGUACUAUUGAUAGUAAAAAGAACCUUGUUCCAGCGCCUGGCCAUCAUCAUACUUUAGUUGAUGAAAAAGAUGCACACUUAGAAUCAUACAAACAGUAA